GUGGAGGAAAGAAAACUAAAACAAAAAAACCCCCGCCCUCCCUCUUAAAACUUCUAAUGAAGACCAAAAUCAAGAAAAAUAAAAGACAACGCUAUACUGCAAAAUAAAAUAAAAUACAUACAAUAUUUACAUAACUCGUUAAAAAUAAAUACAAAAAAAUACGAUUUUUUUUUUUGUGCAAAGGAAUUAUAAGGAAGCAGCGGGAACAUUUCAAACAAAGACUCUUCAUACUUAUUUGUUUGGUUCACGAUGUUUCGCGACCAGGUUAGAGUGCUGGCCGGUUGGUUCAAGGGCUGGAAUGAGUGCGAGCAGACGGUGGCGCUGCUGUCGCUGCUGAAGCAAGUGAGCAGGACUCAGGCACGCUUUCUGCAGCUCUGUCUCGAGCACUCUCUUGCGGACUGCACCGAGCUGCAGGUGCUGGAGUUAGAAGCGAACAACCCUGUUCUGAUCAGCCAGUGGCAGGGUGAACCCAAGGAGCGGGUCCUUUCUCUGGUGCUGACCCACCUGCCCCUGCUGCAGCCGGGCAACGUUGAGGCCAAGGGGGAGUACAUGCAGCUGCUGCCCAAUAUCCUGGCGCACUCCAUCGAGCACGGGCGCCACCUGGAGGAGAGCCGGCAGCUGCUGUCGUACGCACUGAUACACCCGGCCACGUCUCUGGAGGACCGGGCAGCGCUGGCGCUGUGGCUGAACCACCUGGAGGAGCGUGCUGCCGCACGGGCAGACUCUCUGGAGCGUGCCCAGACCCCUCACCACCUCUACCCUCACCACCAGCGGCACGGCUCAGACGACCGGCUCAACGGCUGGCAGAGCCCCCGGGACUCGGGCUUUGGCGGGGGCGGCUGGCAUCAGCAGGGGUGCGAGAACGGGCACCUCUCCCUCUACCCCUCCACCUCCGUGCCAUCCACCAUCAAUGCCCUCGGCACUGCCAGCAGCGCCAACACCAUCCUGCCCGGUGGGCACAGCGGCCAGCAUAGCCCCCUCAAGCGUUCGGUGUCCCUCACCCCCCCGAUGAGCGCUUCAGAGCGGCAGCCCCUCGGACACGGCUGGCUGUCCCAGGAGGACCUGCGCUCGCGAGGCCCCGUCCCCGCCGACCACGCGCCCCUGUCCCCCCAAAGCAGUGUGGCGUCCUCGGGCAGCGGGGGCAGCGAGCACCUGGACGAGGGCCUGCACAUGAGCGGCAUGGCACACUGCACCACAUUCCACGAGGAGGGCAGCGGCAUGAGGGACGUGCCAGCCUGGUUGAAGAGUCUCCGUCUCCACAAGUACGCAGCUCUCUUCUCAACCAUGACCUACGAUGAGAUGAUGUCACUGACAGAGAGGCAGCUGGAAUCGCAGAACGUCACCAAAGGAGCGCGGCACAAGAUCGUCAUCAGCAUCCAGAAGCUGAAAGAGCGGCACAUGGUGCUGCGGUCCCUGGAGAAGGACGUCCUGGAGGGGGGCGGUCUUCGCGCCCCUCUGCAGGAGCUGCACCAGAUGAUCCUGACGCCCAUCAAGGCCUACAGCGGAGAGGAUUUGGAACAGCGGCCCCUGCCAGGCUCCGAGGGGAAGGGCAUCACCCUGUCAUCGCAGCUGGGAGGGGGUGAGGGGGAGUCGGGGGGCGUGCUCAUCUCAGAAGGGGAUCUCCCUGCACAGUUCACACGAGUCAUGGGAAAAGUGUGCACUCAGCUCCUCGUCUCCAGAGCCGAUGAAGAGAACAUCAGCUCCUACCUGCAGCUCAUAGACAGAUGUCUAAUCCACGAGGCCUUCACAGAGACGCAGAAGAAGCGCCUGUUGUCAUGGAAACAGCAGGUGCAGAAGCUUUUCAGGUCGUUACCGCGGAAAUCCCUCUUGGACAUGGCAGGGUAUCGGCAGCAGAGGAGCCGUAGCUACUGUCAGUCCAACUCCCUGCCGACAGCGGGCUGCGUGGGGGGAGGGGUGAUGUCGCGGCGGAGCCCACGGCAGUUCCAGGUGCCAUCGCGCAGCCUGCCCGGAGUAAGGCUCGGCUUGCUGGGAACCAGCAGCAUCCUGGGGGCAUCCCAGCGCAGCCCUGCCAGCACUCUUAGUGGACACAAGCAGGGCAGGCAGGGCCUGUGGUUUGCCAACCCUGGGGGUAGUAACAGCAUGCCCAGCCGGACUCACAGCUCGGUGCAGCGCACACGUUCACUGCCCGUCCACACCACGCCACACAACAUGCUCCUGUUCCAGCAGGCUGAGUUCCAGGUGCCAGUGACAGAACCAGAUAUCAACAAUCGCCUGGAAUCCUUGUGCCUGAGCAUGACCGAGCAUGCGUUGGGAGACGGUGUUGACCGGACAUCGACCAUCUGAGGCCAUAGAGAGAGGAGGGCCAGGGAGACAGUGCUGGCCGUGAGUCAUAGGAGAGGUCACCCAGGGGUCAAGAAGGGUCGCCUGCCCGCCGUCACCUGGACAGCCAACCAAGCAGCGUUCACCACUUACUAGCUCCUUGUUUGUUAUUCUCCAUUUUUAUUCUUCUCAAUUCGUAAGAAUUUUUUAUAAACAAAAUCUAACAAGUUAACAAGCACCAGGCUUUUCAGAAGAUAUCAGAAACGGCCCCUCUCCACCCCAAGACUCCAAGGUAUCCAUGGAAACUGCGAGCAGCUCCAGUGGAACAGUCGUCUCGUAACUUACCUCUGAAAUUAGAAUGGUGGCUGCAAGUGUGGGGGGGGGGGCAUCAGACAGGAAGCCAUGAACCUGUGUGACCAAAUACUGCGAGAGAAAGAGCAGACACACUUCAAUUCACAGAAGAGGUCAACUCCCCCGAAAUCAAGCAGUGAAACAACCUAACUAGCAUGUCUUUUGGAUAAAGAAUAAGACAGUGGGAGAAACAGUGCUUUGUAUAGAUGGUAAAAGCAAAUAUAUAUAUAUUUAAUUAUUGUUUACAUAAAAAUGCCAAUAUUAAGGGUACCGAAACAUUUAUAAAAGUUCAGGUAUGAAUGUUGUUCUUUUAUUUUUUUGGACAGUGUUAUUGUAAAUGCUUACUGUUUUAUAAUUUUCUUACAGUAGAUAUUAACUGAUGCUUUUUUUUGUGUUUGUUUUGUUGUUUCCAGCCAGCAGCAAAGCUGUGUGAAAAUGUUGUUGUUGUUUAUUUGUAGAAGCUCAAGGGUUGAGCUGAAAAAAUAAGGGAUAGGCUAGGUGUUUGAAAGAGCGAGGGAAUUGUGAUGAAAGAGAAAAGAAGACGAGAGAGAGAGGGGGGGACGACAACGACAAUGCAGUUAUUUAGUUUCUAUGAAGCUGGAUCCUGUGUGCUCAGUGCUGUUGAAUCCCUCACUUUUAGCCCCAUUGACAUGGUUCAGAGCUGGCCAGAGUCAGUUGUCUUUAGUGGUGUGGCCCGUGGUUAAUUAUCUGAAGGGUUGGACUUUAGCAGCAAGCGAGUCCACGGCUUUCAUUGGUUAAUGUUUCUCAGCACAAUUCGGGCCAGUGCUUCUGCUCAUCAGAAGGAAGGCAACUUAGAACCAGGCACCAAUGUCUUCUAAUGUUCUUGAAUGGAUCCAUCUGAUUGGCUGAGCAGAACCAUAUGAUUUAUGGAAGGUCGGCAGAGGGCAUUCAAGGAGCCCCAGGCUGCCUAGGAGGUUGAAUCCUUUUGGUCAGCGUGCGGCUGUAAAAGUGAAUGAAUUCCAUGGUGUUUUUUUAACUCACUUGUGCACAUGUGUUUAAACUGCAGCCGUCUGUUCAGAGGAUGAACUGCGGUGGUCGAGAGAGAGAGAGUGAGGGAAGUGGAGGAGGAAGAGAAAGAAAGAAAGGCAGGUCUAAUGAAGGUGUAAUGAGAUGGAGUUACAGUAAGUUUCAGUAUUAUUGAAUUGAACACCCCUUGAGAAGGGGAACAUGCUAUGGAAUCCUACCUAUAAUGCCUGUGUUUCCAUUAGGCACUGGAAAUCACAAACACAUCCCUCUAUGUGCUACUGUUUCCAGUCAGUGCUUGAGACAGCAUUGCUUAGCUUUAAACUCAUUCUCCUGGAGAAGAGGUGACCUCUGUGUGUCUCUGCUUUUCCCUGGGAGUAUUCCAAAUGUUUGUGAAUGUCCCAUACGAGUUGUCAAGCAGAAACUAGGCCUUAGUGAGUCAAAUCCAGUAGACUACAGGGGCCAUAGGUUUUUUUUUUCUUCUGGACUUCAAAUGAAGUCCAGUUCAAGUGCCAAAAGUAUUAAAAUACUCUGAGUUCUCAAAUGUACGACUGGGGGUGAAGUUACCCAGGUAUGCAGGGUCAUUCAGAGGUCAGGGAUAAUACUGCCUGUAGAAUUUUCUUAAAGUAAAGCAGGGAGUUUUAUUUCAGUGUAACCCCAUGAUUUCAAUGAAAUCUCCUGUAUCUUUCCUGCAGCUCACUGAACAGCUGUAAUCACUCCUGAGGCCACUGCAUGUCAUAUUGGCCCUCUGUGAUGACACUGAAGAUACAGCAGGGGGUGCUCAAUGUUAACGGCUGUGAAUGUGCUGUUAAUCCUGACUUGUGAAUAACCCUGUGUUGUUCAGAAGGAUACUGAAGGUAGGGGUUUGGAACUGUUUCUGAAAAACUCACACAAGAGACACCGAAAUUGAGGAGAAGUCCUUAAAACUAUUUUCAGAUUCAAAUUAUUAUUUAUUUCUUUUUCGAUUACUGUUGCAGAGGUAGCUAUUAUAUUCGUUGGAUGUAUUAUUUAAGAUACCCUAUGUAAACUUGCUAUGGCUGGUGACCAUAAGUGCAUCUCAGAUAUUAGCAUAGUUACGUUUUUUAUUUUUAAUUUUGAAAUAUAAUCUCUUAUAUUAAAGUUAUAGGAUAAGAAAAAUGACAUACCAGUUUUUCUGUCGGAUUGUUGUGCUAUCUUGAGGUUCAGAUGAGAGCAGCCACUGUGCUUCACUAAAACACAAGAAGCAAGUGGAGGGAACUUGCCACUGGUCAGCUUAGCAGGGUCCCAGCGUCAGGGUGGGGUGCUGCGUCUAAGUGCAGGCAGCAAGGAGCAUUGAUGCGUUUAUUCCAUCUGUAAUCUGGAAGCCAGCCAUUUGGCUGUAUAGCCUACUCAACAAUAGCCUAUAUGUAGCCUAAAGUAAAGGUUAGCAUUAUUCUAGGCUAUUCCUGAAACUAUACAACAUUCAAUUGACCAAAUGUGCUUUAAAAUGUUUUACUAAUUAUAUAUCAAGGGUAGUAUACCAAAAGAGCAUCAUUACUUAGUUUGUUUUUUGUAUUUUGAGACGCAGCAUGCCAUUUUGAUUGCUGAUGUCUGUAUACUAUACUGUGCCAAAACUUUGAUAUGCAAAGACAGUAAAAGUGCGGCUAGCGCUUGCCGCGCAAACUACAAAUACUGUAAGCAAGCAAUAUGGUGUGCAAACACCAAAAAGGAAUAUUUCUCGCAUACUACCCUCCGUACACAUGUUACCUGUAUAUGUGUAUUCGUGUGUGCGUGUGUGUGCCACUUGUGAUGUCGCUAGGUCCGUUAGAAUCACUGCAGAGGCUCCAGGUGUGGCCUCAGUAUCUUCGUGCAAUAGCAGUGCACUGCCUGGUCCACAGUCCUGCACCGCCAGACCACCCCCUCCUGGCAAAAAAUCGAAUACAUGUAACUGCUGGCAUCCUGCUGCUGUACUGUUAUUUAGCAAGCAUGUUUAUCCAGUGUGCCACGGUAUAGCUAAGGGCUCCCAGGAAAUCAAAUAAAGAAAUACUGGGAAUCCGCACUUUACAGGAACUCUACUUAAAGAACAUGGUGUAUUUUUUAUUUGUAUUUUUGGUAUAUUUUUUAUUAAACUGAUACCAUAGUUUAUUACUCAUCUGAUCACUACAGUCUGAAGUACUACACUGCUACAGUGAAAAUACUACACUUCAUGCUAAUGAGAAAUAGUUGAGUCAAUCCAGAAUCCGAUUGUAGUAGAAUGCGCAGAAACCGUUGUGAUUUCCUGCAGUUUAACUUCCUGUGUUUCCCCCGGGCUGUCUCUUAAGGGCCUGUAUUGACUGCAGGUUUAGAGCAAUUAAAAAAAAAAAAAAAAAAACAUUAUUUAUAUAAAAA
Molecule: messenger RNA, 5961 nt
Organism: Acipenser ruthenus (sterlet)
Lineage: Eukaryota; Metazoa; Chordata; Actinopteri; Acipenseriformes; Acipenseridae
Product: protein Smaug homolog 1-like
Exons: 12
Coding region: 250-2304 (684 amino acids)
Biological process (GO): negative regulation of translation; nuclear-transcribed mRNA poly(A) tail shortening; regulation of mRNA stability
Cellular component (GO): P-body
Molecular function (GO): protein binding; mRNA binding; translation repressor activity
Source: RefSeq, a predicted model, not a curated record